CCAUGGAAAGAAACAACACCAGAUUACUUUUGGCAUUCAUGGAGCAGCUGAACACAGUGGACCAUCGCUUUUGAGCUUGGGAAACAAGCACUGAUUGGUGGAAUCACAUUGUUAUGCAGCUCCAAGAUGACGAGCAGUGGGUGCAGAACUUUCAGAGGCAGAAAACCACCUCCCUGGAACCAUGUACAGAGCUCACCCAGCCCUGCAAUGCAAGGACACCAAAAUGAGAGCUGCUUUCUCAGUGGAGAAGUGCGUGGCAAUUGCAGUGUGGAAGCUGGUGACCCUGGACUGCUACCAAUUGGUCGUGAAUCAGUUUGAGGUCGUGAAGUCGAUAUCAGGGGCUGUGUUAAUGCAAGUAUGCAGGGCCGUUAAUUGAAUCCUGCUACGAAGGACCAUGACUCUUGGCAAUGUCCUGGCCAGUGCUCAGAGUCAAGGUCUCCAUCAGCUUCCAGCCCCCCACAAUCCCCACCUCAGCCUUCGACUGCCAGGGGCAGCAGCAGCUCAACACAGAGGCAAGCAGGGCAGAGGUCUGCUUCACCAUCACAAAGAGCACCAGGGACAGCCUAGGUGACAGGAUCUUCAACACCAUCCAGUACAGCCUGGCCCUGGACCCUGGGCAGAUGAAGAUCCGAGCUGACUUCGACUCCACUGGCCCCAUCCUGAGCAGGGAGCUGUAGCUUGGCAUCAAGAUGAGAUGUGAGAAGUACUGGAUAACA
Molecule: messenger RNA, 716 nt
Organism: Dermochelys coriacea (leatherback sea turtle)
Lineage: Eukaryota; Metazoa; Chordata; Testudines; Dermochelyidae
Product: integrin alpha-M-like
Exons: 3
Coding region: 408-677 (89 amino acids)
Source: RefSeq, a predicted model, not a curated record